GUGGCAACAAGGCUGAGCGUCGUGCCAGUCGUUCUUGCAAUGCACGCAAGGAAAGACUCGAUGUCAAGCUUCCGAGAUGUGUAUGCAAUCAUCCAUCACGUGCAGGAGGAAAGCAUCAAGAAAGGUUCUGACAGCAUCGUGCAGCUCUUCGAGGUUCCAGAUGAAAAGGCCGACUCCGACAGGGGGCGCAAGAAGAAAAACAAAAGUGGUCAUCACUACUUCAACUACACUUUGCUAGACGACACCAGCGACGACUUUUUCUGGUCGAAGCUUCAAGGCUUCCUUCAAGUUGCCGGUCCCAGACUGGAGCUGCAGACAGUGAGCUUCGACUCCAUCGGACGCUUCGGGCUGUCGAACACAGGCAAGCCCGUCUGUGCAAGAUGUGGUCCUUGCUGGAUGGAGGCGAACGCUGGCGAAGCGGCCAAAAGCCUUCGCAUUCCGCAGUUCGUGUUCGCAGGUCGGCAUUCAUCGCCAAGCGAUCAAAGAGUACCUGCAGAGCAUCGGCUACUGAACGAGGUUCAGGACUCCACAGAAGCGGAGGGUGAUGCUUGGGGAGAAGAGGAGGCUGAAGACCAGCCGUGGGAAGAUGAGGAGCUUCAGGAAGACGAAAUGGAACUGGGUGAGGCGGUGGGUGAAGACGGCGAGCCGCCUCCUGAGGAGGAGGAGCUGCUUUUGGAGCCCUCGUUUGCACCCCCGGCGAGGACUUCCAACAUCCCUCCUGCUGUGCCGAGAAGGGCGUCCAACGGCCCAGUGGGAGCGUCGGCGAAGCGAAGGGCAACGAAUGCUGCCAAAGAAGGCUCCGUGGCAGCGAUCGCUUCGAUUCCCAAAGCCAAUCCAGCGGCCAAAGGCCGAG
Molecule: messenger RNA, 853 nt
Organism: Symbiodinium necroappetens
Lineage: Eukaryota; Dinophyceae; Suessiales; Symbiodiniaceae
Source: the annotation of a GenBank genome assembly